GGGGAGAGGAAAGUGUUUGACAGCACUCCAGGAGAGGGAAAGGAAAGAGAAAGCUAGGUUUGUGGGGAGUGUUGGGAGCAAGCAAUGCUGCUUUUGCUCUUGCCAGUGAUAGCAAAGUUCUUAAUGGAAGAUGAUUUCAAUCAAUACAGUCAGACAGAUGCUCUGUGUAAUGGAAUCAAACUGAAGAAGUGGUCUUCCUCUGAAUAUUGAUAUAAAAGGGGAGGGGGAAGCUUCAGGACUGGAAAAAUCAAGGAGCUCCACAUUUGUACCUGCCGAUGUUUAUCAAUAUAUUCCCCUCAUCAACAAACCGCAGAUGAACAGCCCAGGGAAGCCUGCUGUGUACUGAAGUGGGAUGGGAGGUUCACCACUAUUGAGACUGAGGCUGCCGGGAGGGGUCUGAGAAAUUGGGAAUUGCUCCGAAUCCCGAAUCCUGCCUCUGGAUCACUCGGAAACACUAGGAAGAGAUCAGGAUCUGUGGGAAUUUGAGGAGCAAAAGGUUGGUGAUCCCGGCAGACCAGCUACAGCCCGGAACAAGGGAUCCAGGGAGCCAAGAAGGAAAGAGAGAAAACAAGCUUGAGCAAAGCAUCAAUCUCAGUUGAACUGAAAGAAAUGUCAUCUUUGGUAAAAGAGGACUUGGAAAAGAAACUGUUCAAACCACUGUCACAGCAUCUCUAUGAAUUUAUUGAAAUUGAGUUCCCAGCCCAGGACAGGUACUACCUCUGUGUAUCAGUGACCAAAAGAGAAGAAGUAAAAAUAAUUAUCGUGAAACACUACAGAAUAGGUCUAGAUGAAAAAUAUGAAGUAACCAAAAAAUGGUCUUUGAAUGAUCUGGAGAUGAUUGAUGGAAAAGAAGCAGAUACUGAUAAUCCAUUUUUUGAUCUACAUUUCAAGAAAGUCUACCGUUUGGAAGCUUAUAGCUGUGCUUCUAAAUAUUCCUUUGCCCGAACCGUAAAUAAAUUGAAUCAUGCUUAUCUUAAAAAGGACCUACAAAUUGUGAACUUUGAUACUACCUAUAUAAAUGAUGAUUCAAUAUGGUCUUCCAACAACAAGGACUGUUUAGUCCUCAUGAGAAUAUGCUUCUAUGCUUUCAAUCUCUUAUGUCUCUCUCUCUGUCCCCUGCCACUUUGAUACCAUAUGUUGCUUUUAUUCACCAGCCUCCUAUUUUUAAAAAUCACAUUAACUAUUGUUAUUUAAGAGUUGAUCCCUUUCCCUUUAUUAGUAACUAUAUUUUUAUGAAAAGAAAAUGGAUUGAUUGAAUGAGAGCUCUAUUUACUCUUAACUACUCAGCAUUUUAUGUAUCUCUGUCUGCCUAUUUACUCCUUAGACACUUUUGAAAGAAACAAAUAAUGAUGAAUAAAAUUGUUUAUUGAAGAAUAAAUUAAUUAUUAAAGCGUAUGAAGGGUAUCAAGAUUUGUUUUCAGUUCAAUCUGUAGUUUGGUAUGAUGAAAAAUGAGGGCUGAUAAAAGUUUUCAAAAAAAGUAUCUUAUGUAAUUCUAAAAAAUAUUUAAAUGAAAUUUGCAUAGAAGUUGAAAAUAUACAGCCAAUAGGGGAUGCUGAGUAUUUAGCUGUAUGAGGGCUUUCGAUCCCACUCUAAUGAGGUAAAAGUGAAAAAUCUUUUCAAAUCCUGUCUUUCUCUUCCCAUUAGAUAGCAGAUCUUCUCUUGGUCUAUAAUUCUCCCCCAAACCCCUCACUUCAGAGACCGGCUUCCCCAGUAUGCCUUAUGUUCCAUACUAUACCUGAAUCUGAUUCAACAAAAUUUAUCCUUAAGGGAAUGAUCCUGAUCCAUGUGUAUCAUAAAUCUCUGCUAUUUGUGACUUUAUUAAAAGUUGUUUAAAACACCCGAACCACAAAAAUCUAUCAUGAUUGGCUCAGUGCAGCUAGAAAAGUCUAGCAUUCUAGAAGGAGGGCUAAUUUUCUCGCCUAUUCU
This is a messenger RNA of Sarcophilus harrisii (Tasmanian devil), 1927 nucleotides long. It is a transcript of the gene EXOC1L, whose product is annotated as exocyst complex component 1 like. NCBI's taxonomy places the organism in Eukaryota, Metazoa, Chordata, Mammalia, Dasyuromorphia, Dasyuridae. Bases 610 to 1128 code for a protein of 172 amino acids. The transcript is spliced from 3 exons. The record is from RefSeq and is a predicted model, not a curated record.